This is a messenger RNA of Topomyia yanbarensis, 841 nucleotides long. RefSeq lists its product as uncharacterized. Lineage: Eukaryota; Metazoa; Arthropoda; Insecta; Diptera; Culicidae. The transcript is spliced from 3 exons. Bases 270 to 779 code for a protein of 169 amino acids. The record is from RefSeq and is a predicted model, not a curated record.
AGAUACUAUCGCGUAGAAAUUUGCUGAUAACGAACGAUCGACAAUGUUGCGUAAUUUUGUACUAGGAAUGUUGCACAUUUCGCGACUCUGGAGCUCGAGGGCAAUGUUAUAUAAAAGCAUACCCCAAAUAGAACCGGUCUCAUCCAACGGGAGAGGGUCCCAGCUUAAAAAUGUACAGGUAUAAAAUCCGAUGGCAAUUCUACUGCAACAAUAUACAACUUCAACAGUUCAUUUUGUAAACAUCUGCAGAACAACCACGAUUAGCAACAAUGAAAUUCUCAGCCGUCCUCGCGAUAGUGAUAGUCUGCGCUAACUUUGCCGCCAGUGAACCAACUCUGAUUGCCGCGACACUGGCGAAGAAGUACCUAUUCCAUAAGUUUAUUGGCGGAAAGUCACUACCAGUAAUUCAACUGCCAAAAUUGCCUUUGCCAUCGCUACCCAGCCUGACGCUGCCCUACCCGUUCUCAGCCCUUUGGCCUGUACCAGCGCCAAAGCCAGCUCCAGUCCACCCGGGACCAACCGUCGUUUAUUAUGCCCUGCCCACUGAAGAGUACGCGAACAUUCAUCCGAUCCCGGAAGGCGAAAAGGACGUACCGAACCACCAGAUCGGUUCCGAUGCCAGUGCCCAAGCACACGCCAGCGAUUCUGGGUCGAUAGAUUUGCGCAACGGUCCGAUCUACGUUGCGGAAACCCCUGCCGUUAGACAUGUGGCUCCCCUGCCGGAAGGAUACACGAGUUCGGUGCUAUCUCAGAAUCUACAACCAUUGCCACCGCUGUAAAUGUGCGCCGGAAAUGUGUGGUAAGAUUAGUAACCAAAACAACUGAGUUAGAUAAAUUUUAG